AUGUCGAUCCGAGGAAUCUCGCGAUCGAUGUCUGGCAAUUCCUCUCAGAUGCGCAGACGAGGCCUGGAAGCUAUCCAGGAAGAACCUGACUUCUUUACCAAAGAGGUCGAGGAGUUUCGAGGAGACUCGCCGAUGGGUGGAAUUCCUGACGUGAGUAUGGGUGAAGAUGCGUUGGGCGCUGCCUCUGCCUCCCCUGGGAGUUUGGAUGGCGCGCUUGACGUGUCGGAGCCCGGAUUUCACCUUAGCCCGGUAGAGCUCCUCGACCGAGAGCAGAUCCUGGCGAACAACUGCCGGGCUUAUGCGGAGGAAGUCGAAAGACUUGAAGCUCGAGUUGCCUCACUGGAGGCUCAAAACAAGAAACUCCUUGAAGAUUUGAGUCGAUGA
Nylanderia fulva is the source of this 384-nucleotide messenger RNA. The record is from RefSeq and is a predicted model, not a curated record. Lineage: Eukaryota; Metazoa; Arthropoda; Insecta; Hymenoptera; Formicidae.